This is a messenger RNA of Helobdella robusta, 1071 nucleotides long. RefSeq lists its product as hypothetical. NCBI's taxonomy places the organism in Eukaryota, Metazoa, Annelida, Clitellata, Rhynchobdellida, Glossiphoniidae. Gene Ontology annotation, molecular function: DNA binding. Gene Ontology annotation, biological process: regulation of DNA-templated transcription. The record is from RefSeq and is a predicted model, not a curated record. The transcript has 3 exons. Gene Ontology annotation, cellular component: super elongation complex. The coding region runs from base 1 to 1071 and encodes 356 amino acids.
AUGGUUCCAAAAAUGAUUGAGCUUUUACCACUGGAAAACGUUGACCAAAAGAUUGAGAUGAGCAUAGAAAUUGGACACAAGGCAGCAGUGAGGAGCCUACCAACGAAGGAAGGUCAUACGCACGACUGGAUUGUGUACGUGAGGACUGACCAGAAUCAAUUCGUUGAGAAAGUUGAAUUCAACCUACAUCCAUCUUUCAAGAAACCAAAAAGAGUUGUAGCAUCUGCGCCAUUCCAGCUACUUGAAAAUGGUUACGGAGAAUUUAAUAUGAAAAUUGUGGUUCACUUCAAAGUUAACAACCACCGAGAGAAAGUUCCUUACGAGUACUACCUGUUCCUGAGCAGUGAGCCGACAAUUUCAUACAGCGUGCACAAGCAACAUACAAUAGAUCUAACCAAUCCGGCACGAACUAAAAAACCCGGAAGACCAAAGAAGAACAACAGUUUAAAAGAAACAAAUACAUCGUCGGAAUCGUUGUCAAACAGCUCCGUAACCAAAAAUUCACUGAUAGUUCCUCCAAGAAAACCAGGAAGGCCGAGAAAAAACGGAACGAUCCCUGUUAAAACAAUGAAAUCACCUGAUGUUGAUUUACCAUCACCUUUUUCGUCAUCUUCAACAUCAUCUUUGCAAUCAUCGCCAUCAUUAACAUCGUCUGAUGAUGAUAUAUUACCAAUGCCACCAUCAACAGCAAAACUAUCAUACACACCAUCGUCUUCAUCUUCACCGACAUCAAAAAUGUUCCAACACGACACUCGGCAGCUCAAAACCAAACACACAGUUUCAACACUGCCAGCUGGUAAACUGCAAGAGUUUGCUGACUGGUCCCUCGCACAGACAGCCACAACUCUACAUUCCGCCAAUCAAUAUUAUAUUAACGAGAGAAUCAAUGAUUUGGUUGAACUUCAGAAAACCUUGAUGUCACUUAAGGACAAGAAAGUUUUGAAAAGAAUUGUGAAGAUAAUUAAAGUAGCAGGAUAUCUGCAGAUGACAGAUUCCACGUUUGAUUUUGACCUCAUGGAGAUGGAUGACGUCACGAUCAAUUGCAUCAAGGAGACUUUAACGAAUCAAUAA